Postia placenta MAD-698-R-SB12 is the source of this 1511-nucleotide messenger RNA. RefSeq lists its product as hypothetical. Gene Ontology annotation, biological process: transmembrane transport. Gene Ontology annotation, molecular function: transmembrane transporter activity. The transcript has 16 exons. The coding region runs from base 1 to 1380 and encodes 459 amino acids. The record is from RefSeq and is a predicted model, not a curated record. NCBI's taxonomy places the organism in Eukaryota, Fungi, Basidiomycota, Agaricomycetes, Polyporales, Adustoporiaceae.
AUGCCUGCCUCGACGACUGGAGCCGAUCUCACGCGGAGAGAAUGGGUGUUCGCCUUCUCUCUGGUGACGUCGCUCUUCUUCACAUGGGGUUUUGCCUACGGUCUCCUCGAUGUCCUCAAUUCCCAUUUCCAGACCGUAUUUGGUAUCUCUAAGCUGCAGAGUACAAUGCUUCAAUUGGCAUAUUUUGGAGCGUACUUGGUCUAUGCACCCAUAGCGGGCAUGUUCAUGCGGAAGUAUGGGUACAAGAAAGGUAUCCAUAUGGGCUUAACAUAUUACUCGCUGGGUGCCAUAUUCUUCUGGCCCUCAGCGAGAUACGAAAAAUACGGCGGGUUUGUAGGAAGCACGUUUGUUAUUGGAUGUGGACUCUCGUGCCUUGAGGUCGCCGCAAAUUCUUACAUUUCCGUACUUGGCUCGCCCAAGUAUGCAGCCGCGCGACUGAACUUCAGUCAAGGAUUCCAGGGUGUCGCUUCCUUUGCGGGGCCCAUGAUUGCGUCAAAGUGGUUCUUCACAGGGAAGAACGCAACAUCUCUGUAUACGGUUCAGUGGGUGUACGUCGCUGUCGCAGGGCUUGGCGUCGUCCUCAACAUCCUGUUUUACUUCUGCCCCCUACCAGAGAUCUCGGAGGACGCGAUAUCAGAAGAAAUGGAAAACUCAGGACUUACGGUCGAUCAAGAACCAUUCUGGAAGCAAUAUCAUUGCAUAUUUGGCUGGGUGGCGCAGACGACAUACGUCGGUGCACAAGUGGGCGUCGCCGCUAUGGCGGUGAACUUUUUCGUGGGUCAGAAUGUCGGAAUCAGCAAACCCGAGGCCAGCCAGUUGUUUUCCUAUUGUCAGAUCACGUUCACCGUAGGAAGAUUCGUCGGUGUCGCGAUCCUCAACUUCAUAGAUCCUGCGCUGAUGUUGAGCAUAUACGGAGUGGCGUGUGCAGCCUUCGCUCUUGCAACAGCCUACGCACCCGGUAAGGGAGGCGUAGGCUGUCUGUUCGGGCUCUUUUUCUUCGAGUCUAUAUGCUAUCCCGUGAUCUUCACGUUGGCCACGAAGAAUCUGGGCCGUCAUACCAAGAAAGGAUCCGGGUUGGUCGUCAUGGGUGUCGGAGGCGGUGCGUGGUACCCGCCUGCCCAAGGAGCCAUAGCAGAUUACAACACUGCGCACUCCUACGUCGUUCCUUUCACGGGCUACGUGGCGAUGACUGUCUACGCUGUUGGUAUGAUGAUAUCCCAGGCGAAGACCGGUGGCUUCCGCUUCCGCACGGUCGACGAGAUCCAGGCCACGACAAAGCCCAAGGUGACAGACUCGGAAUCCUUCUGUGACAAUGAUCGCAAGUCGACGACACCGAUUGAAGACAAGAAGGUCGUGGAGGAGUUUGUAGAGAGUAUAUGAUGGGUGCCCGUGCUUAGCACAUGUUGUGUGCUCUUGCGCCUAGACUCAUAUCAUGAGAUACAUGUUUCUGGUGGCCGAUGAUCCUAUUGUGUAUUGUAUCUUGUAUAUCAAAUUCUAGUCUCUGCAGUCGA